Messenger RNA from Chondrus crispus (carragheen), 1326 nucleotides. RefSeq names its product NADH dehydrogenase subunit 7. Gene Ontology annotation, molecular function: NAD binding; NADH dehydrogenase (ubiquinone) activity; quinone binding. Gene Ontology annotation, biological process: mitochondrial electron transport, NADH to ubiquinone. The record is from RefSeq and is a predicted model, not a curated record. The transcript is spliced from 3 exons. Bases 1 to 1326 code for a protein of 441 amino acids. Lineage: Eukaryota; Rhodophyta; Florideophyceae; Gigartinales; Gigartinaceae.
AUGGUCCCAGGCAAAAUGGUAUCUGCGGUGCGCCUGGCCUCACGGGCCUCGUCGGAAUAUUUGCGGAAUGCAGUCCGAUCGAUGAGUACGGCGAAUGUCGGUUUCAGCAGGCCGCAAUCAACUCCUAUCGAUAGUGCUAUGCGCAAAGCAGCGGGGGAAGUCUCCUUACCCCAGUUGCAGCCAAAUGAGCUUUUACGGUUCCGUCAAGAUGCUGAGCAUCAACAAUCUUUGCGCACAUUGGAGCUUAACUUUGGACCGCAACAUCCGGCAGCACAUGGAGUCAUGCGACUUGUUCUUGAACUCGAUGGAGAGGCUACCACUCGCCUUGACCCCCACAUUGGACUAUUACACAGGGGUACAGAGAAGCUAAUCGAGCACAAGACAUAUUUGCAAGCUCUCCCCUAUUUUGACCGGUUGGAUUAUUGGGCGCCAAUGACCCAAGAGCAAUGCUUUUCACUCGCGGUCGAGAAGCUACUGAAAAUUGAGGUGGAAAGAGAGCGAAGUACAUCAGGACGAUAUAUUGGGGCAGUUACCCCGCUCUUGUGGUUGUUUGAAGAGCGAGAAAAACUUAUGGAAUUCUCAGAGCGCGUUUCCGGGGCACGGCUACACAGCUUUUACAUCCGUCCGGGUGGAGUCGCCACAGACUUGCCCCUCGGGAUUAUGGAUGAUAUUUACGACUUUUGCAAGGCUUUUCGUUCUCGCAUUGAUGAAAUGGAGGAGCUUCUUACUUCAAACAGAAUUUGGAAACAACGGUUAGUCGAUAUUGGUAUUGUCAGUGCCGCUGAGGCUUUGGACAGGGGUUUCUCCGGUCCGAUGUUAAGAGGAUCUGGCGUGUCCUGGGACUUGCGGAAAGCCCAACCGUACGAUGCAUACGAAAUGGUCGAUUUUAUGGUACCCGUAGGUAUUAACGGGGAUUGCUACGAUAGAUACCUUCUCAGAGUGGAAGAGAUGAGGCAGUCUCUUAACAUUAUCAUCCAGUGUUUAAACCAAAUGCCGGAAGGUGAAGUGGGUGUCGACGACCGGAAGAUCUAUCCGCCGUCAAGAAAAAACAUGAAACAAUCUAUGGAGUCGCUCAUCCAUCACUUUAAGUUAUAUUCGGAAGGUUUCGCCGUGCCGGCUGGUGAUACGUAUACUGCUAUUGAAUCACCGAGAGGAGAACUUGGGGUUUACUUGGUUUCAAAUGGCACCAACAGGCCUUAUCGAUGUGCUAUUCGCUCACCCGGAUUUGCCCACUUGGCCGGCCUAAAUACGAUGGGAAAGGGCCACAUGCUGGCAGACCUGGUGACUAUUAUCGGGACCCAAGAUUUUGUAUUGGGGUAUGUUUAA